AUGCAUAGUCCCCGGUACCACGAGAGCAGCUUGCUUGCGGAGCGCAGAAAUUAUUGGCCACGCUACUACGAGAGCAGCUUGCUUGCAGGGAAGGAGAAGAACUGGGAUCGGACCGAGAGCAGCUUGCUUGGGGAGAUCGCUGACUCAUCGAGAUGCAGCUUCGUCAUCGACGUGGGGCUCCUUUUCUCGCUAGUACGAGAGCUGCUAGCUUAA
Messenger RNA from Linum trigynum, 213 nucleotides. The record is from the annotation of a GenBank genome assembly. NCBI's taxonomy places the organism in Eukaryota, Viridiplantae, Streptophyta, Magnoliopsida, Malpighiales, Linaceae.